Molecule: messenger RNA, 645 nt
Organism: Cucumis melo (muskmelon)
Lineage: Eukaryota; Viridiplantae; Streptophyta; Magnoliopsida; Cucurbitales; Cucurbitaceae
Product: mini zinc finger protein 3-like
Exons: 1
Coding region: 244-534 (96 amino acids)
Biological process (GO): regulation of DNA-templated transcription; regulation of developmental process
Cellular component (GO): nucleus
Molecular function (GO): DNA-binding transcription factor activity; transcription cis-regulatory region binding
Source: RefSeq, a predicted model, not a curated record
UAAGCUUGUGUGUUUCUGUUCUAUCUUCCUUAUUAAUUUUCUCCCCUCUCUUUCCAUUAAUCUAAUCCCAUAUAUAAAUAAACUCUCACUUAGGGUUAGGGUUAUAUCAGUUCUCAUUUCCUGAAUUCCCUAAAAAAAAAAAAAGAGAGAAAGCUUUCUCCUUUUUUCCCUUUGUGAAUUUGAACAAAACCCCCAAAUUCAGCAAAGAUUGGUGGGUUUAGAGCUUUAGGGGAUUCCCAAACCAUGAAGAAAAGGCUGGUGGUGGUGAAGAAAUCUGAUGGCUCUAACGGGCGACGAAACCACCACUGGUCGGCCAGUUCGGGAUCCGAGGUGCGGUACGCAGAGUGCCAGAAGAAUCACGCGGCGAAGCUCGGGGGGUUCGCGGUGGACGGAUGCCGAGAAUUCAUGGCAAGAGGAGAGGAUGGGACUGAGGAGGCUCUGAAUUGUGCUGCUUGUGGUUGCCACAGGAAUUUUCAUAGAAGAGAGGUUGAUGCUGAAGUUGUUUUUGAGUAUUCUCCUCCAAACUCCAAUUAAUUAUCAUUUAAUUGAAAGGAUCAUCAAUCAUCAAUCAUCAAUCAUCAAUCAUAAAAACUUCAAAUUGACUAAAAGGGUUUGUGUUAUAUAUAUAUAAUAUAAUACUUUCUA